This is a messenger RNA of Trichoplusia ni (cabbage looper), 2223 nucleotides long. RefSeq lists its product as uncharacterized. The transcript is spliced from 3 exons. NCBI's taxonomy places the organism in Eukaryota, Metazoa, Arthropoda, Insecta, Lepidoptera, Noctuidae. The coding region runs from base 1592 to 2113 and encodes 173 amino acids. The record is from RefSeq and is a predicted model, not a curated record.
CAACUUAACGUGUCUUCCGAAACACGGAGGAACUCGUUAUAACAUAGAUGGUCUAUCCACAUAAUUUUUCUGUAUGUUUUUAGUGCUAGUUUCUUUCGGUACCUAUUUUUUAUCUAGCUUAUAAAUACGCAAUUUCUAUCAGACAAUAGCAAAAACGCUCAUUAUUAGUAUGUACUUGUGUUUUUGCAAAACAUCAAUUUGAAUCAAAAAUAUGGGCAAAAAGGUGCAAAAAAAUAUGAUUCUCCUUACAUACAGUUGUUAAUUUAUUUUGAUUAUAUGACCUUAACUUUUUGUGAUCUUAGCGGCCGGUAUACAGAGUUUCAGAUAAAAAACAACCACGGGUCAUCAUUUUGACGACGUAUAGAUAAACUUAUUUUGUAUAAAAUAUUUGUAUGUAUAUGUACAUAUUAUAGACAUUGUAAAGUUCCAGCCGUUUCCUGCGACUUCACCCAUUACAAAUCGAAAGUGAUACGACAGGUGAAAUAAUCGGGAUAAAAAUAUUAUUAUAAACUAUCAGUGUGCCAAAUUUUGUCCAAAUUCUGAUGAAAUGUAGUCGUUCUUGCGUGAAAGAGUAACAAACAAUCUUUAUCCAGGAUUCUUCCUUACGUAUGUACGUUUCACGGUUGUACGUAAUUGAACUCCUCCAAAACGGCUUGACCGAUGCUUAUGAGAUUUUGUUUACAUAUAAUCUACACACAUACAAACACGUCCACACACUUAAUCGUAAAUAUUUGUUUAUUCUCUCAUUAUUCUAAGUUUAGUUAAAUAAGUGAUUUUGUUUUUUUAUUAUCUGAUUUAUAAGUUCUUACUGUUUAAAUGUUUUUAUACUAUAAUCUUGCUCUACCAAAUAAGAAACUAUUUUAAGAACCUCCAACACUCAGGCCCCCAAGAUACAAGCUUCAGCUUAGUUUCGGGACCACUGUUGAUGAAUGUAUGAAAAAUUGUAAUUGUUAAACAAUAAAAUUAUUCUUAUUCUUAUAUUCUGUAGGUCUGAGAAUCGGGCAACAUCCAUUUUCAUAACCGUGUUUUUUAUUCCUUAAUUUGUCUUCCUGAAUUUGUAUUGCAAAACAACGUUUCAAAUUCUUUAUUUCAAUUAGACCAGUAUAUGGCACUUUUGAACGUCAAACAAUUGACACUUAUUUCUAAGUUCUGAAACACGGCCCCCCUUUUACCACUGAUUUCAAACUGCGUUUUCGUUCAGAAUUUUUUAUAACUAUUCCACCCAUAUUUUUGUCCAUCAAUCAAUUUUUGUUUGGCUCUCUCUUUGUGCUUCCUGUAGCUAUCUUUAUUAUGACUACAUGGGUGUUGCUAUAGCAAAAAACAUCAUAUUGAGUGGAUAGCUUUUAUAAUAAUUACUGUAAAGUCAUUGAACUGUACACGAAUAAUAUUUUUGGAUGAAGAAAUAAGUUAAAUAAAGUGUGAUUAGGCUGCGAUUGAAAUGUGUUAGCGUGGACGGCUGUGCUGUGAAAAUGUGUGGAAGUUCCCACCAUAGGCAGGUAUCCCCUCUGCAUUUCCAUCUCAGACGCAUUACAGCAACAAAUACAAGUCGCAUUCAAACUCCUUGCACGCCCCACAUCGUUUGCUGGAAAUCAUGGCAAUUUACACAGAGGAAGCGAGACAAAGGACCAAGGAGAUGAACGAAAUGAGGUUUAUGUACGAGGAGAGCCCGCAAUACGAACAAGGAUAUGUCAUGAGCGAAAUUAUAGAAAGAUUCCGUAAAGUAGUUGAACACACGAAAAGACCGAUCGAGUUUCAUUCAGACAAUUUCUUCAAUACUCUCAAACGGACCGAGCUGAUUCAAGUUUUAUAUUUCGAGAUUUACCACUUGGUUAGGAUGAUGCACGAGAUCCCAGUAAAAUAUGACGCUGAAGAAGAAUUCACGAAGAAGGAGAAGAAGAAACCCACGAAGCAGGAGUUAUACGACACUAAGAAGAGCAUAGAAGAAAUGCAGAAGCGGAGGGAGAGGGAGAAACGGAAGAGGAGAAAAUUGAAUGCGAAGUUACGGGAAGCGUUUGAUAGAGGCAUGGCGUUGUCGAAAUAUGGAAAGAAACGGGAUCCUUAUAACAAGUGGUGGCCUGUGGAUUACGGCUGGGAAAUCGAUCACUGGUGGUGAUUCUUGUGGUCUUUUAUUCAUGUAUAUUUUGUAGAACAUAUACUCUUUAAUUAUUAAAUGAUGCAACGAUUUACUCACGAGUAUUUAUGGGGGGUGCCUAACUAGUUCGA